UUUGUCAUAAAAACUGGCUGGAUAUGUAUCAGGAUCCAACCGUUUUCGCUAACAGUAAGGCAUAAAAUAAUCAAAUCACUUUUCAAAUAAACUUUGGUUUUUGAUCAAAUAAAAAUAAUUUUCUGAAAUUGAUCAAAAAGCUCUGAAAAUCACCAAACCCUGCUUUAAAAUCACCAAGCCCCUCUCGACAAUCCCUUUUUCCGGCAAAAUAAACCCUUGCAAAUGCGAACGAAAACAAAGACAAAUGUUUGAAUGGUCAAAAAAUGGCCCGAAAUCAUUGAAAUGGGUCAAACUUGACGAUUUAUCAGUCAACUUUGCGACUCCUGCAAGUUCCUGCUGUUUUCUUAGCAUUUUCUCGGGUUGAAACGGCAAAAAGACGUCUGUGGAAAAACCGCGAUUUUUCUAGUUAAAAAACGCCGUGGCACACGGUUCACGACUUAUCGUGAGUUUUUGACCAUUUUUUGCGUAUAUACAAUGUGCAAUCUAUCUCGAAGGCAACGCAGUCUCUUUCUCUUCCCAAGGUGGCCUGGAUCGCUGUAUAAUAAUCAUAGCAGCGUACUGAGUUGUUAUCGUGAUAAGCGGAUCGCCAAGGAUAGUAUAACUACAGAGGCCAAUAGAACUGUUAUUCAAGUUCCUUCUGUGUUUGAAUAAUGGCAAUCGCAAACAAGAUCAUGGGGCAUCAAAUCCUGCCAUUUGACCUGAUGGAGAAUUCUUCACCCAGAUUAUCUAUACUGAAUGUGAACCGCAUACAAGAAAAUCGUGUUGCAAUGGUCUUAGGGAGAAAUAAAGUGCAAAAGCAAGUUUCAUUGCCAUCCCAUAUAUUGCUUAAGACUUUCAGUUGCAAGACAAGACUUAAAAGAUAUGCUGGAAGAGUAGUCGCCUCACUUGAGCAUGGAGUGCAAAAGUAUCCUAAGUCAAAUCAAUUAUCCGUGUCGAGGGGCAAUUCUGUCAAAUAUUUUGACUUUGCUAUCAUUGGUAGUGGAGUGGCUGGUCUUAGGUAUGCUCUUGAAGUUGCAAAACAUGGAUCUGUGGCAGUAAUUACAAAAGCUGAACCCCAUGAAAGCAAUACCAAUUAUGCACAAGGUGGUGUCAGUGCUGUUCUGGACCCAUUCGAUUCCAUUGAGAAUCAUAUAAGGGAUACUAUUGUUGCUGGUGCAUACUUAUGUGAUGAAGAAACUGUUAAGGUGGUAUGCACAGAAGGUCCAGAGAGAGUUCGAGAGCUUAUGGCUUUUGGUGCAUCAUUUGAUCACGGGGAAGAUGGCAGCUUACAUCUUGCUAGAGAGGGUGGGCAUUCUCAUCAUCGUAUCGUUCAUGCAGCAGACAUGACGGGAAGAGAGAUCGAACGAGCUCUGUUGAAAGCUGUUGUUAGCAACCCUAACAUAGUCAUGCUUGAACAUCACUUUGCUAUAGACUUGCUUACGUCCAAGGAUGGAUCAAAUAUUUACUGUCAUGGUGUGGAUACACUGAACACGGAAACUAAUGAGGUGGUCCGCUUCAUUUCAAAAGUAACUCUACUUGCAUCCGGUGGAGCUGGACAUAUUUAUCCAAGUACUACUAAUCCAUGUGUUGCUACUGGUGAUGGUAUUGCAAUGGCACAUAGAGCACAUGCAGUGAUUUCAAAUAUGGAGUUUGUACAGUUCCAUCCAACUGCAUUAGCUGAUGAAGGUCUACCUAUUAAACCUUGUAAACGUGAAAACGCAUUUUUAAUAUCUGAAGCUGUUCGUGGAGAUGGUGGUAUUCUUUAUAAUCAAGCUAUGGAAAGAUUCAUGCCAUUGUAUGAUGAUAGAGCAGAACUUGCACCCAGAGAUGUUGUGGCACGCAGUAUUGAUGACCAGUUAAAGACACAGAAUGAGAGAUUUGUUUUACUGGAUAUAAGCCACAAGCCUAACGAGGAAAUUCUCUCUCAUUUUCCAAACAUUGCUGCAGAGUGUAUGAGGCAUGGCCUUGACAUAACAAGAAAUCCUAUACCAGUGGUACCAGCUGCACAUUAUAUGUGCGGUGGAGUGCAAGCUGGACUUCAUGGAGAGACAUGUAUAGUUGGUCUAUAUGUAGCAGGUGAAGUUGCCUGUACAGGACUUCAUGGUGCAAACAGGCUUGCAAGCAACUCAUUACUGGAAGCACUUGUGUUUGCACAAAGAGCUGUUGAACCAUCAUUGCAUCACUUCGCUAGUUCAAAUGUUGGCAUCAAAGGAUCAAUUGAUUGGCCUUUUCCCAUUGCGCCAGUUGUACUUAUGGAUUCACAACUCACUAAAAUCAAGGAAAUUACAGCACUAACACGGGCAAGGUUACAAAAGAUCAUGUGGGACUAUGUUGGAAUUGUCCGUUCUAUGGAUCGUCUUAAAACAGCUGAGAAGUGUCUGGGAGAAUUAGAGCUUGAAUGGGAGGAUCAUCUGUCUAAAGAAGGGUGGAGGCCAUGCAUGGUAAGUCUCGAAGUAUGUGAAAUGCGAAAUUUGUUUUCUUGUGCCAAUUUAGUUAUCAAUAGUGCUCUAACAAGACAAGAAAGUAGGGGGCUGCAUUACAUAGUGGACUUUCCUGACCUUGUGGAGAGCCAGAGGCUUCCUACAAUUAUAUUUCCAAGUUCUGCAUUGAAAUCUACUUGGAGUACACAGCUAGUUCACACACUUUUUGGGGAUCCUAUAUGCCAAUGUGAUAAUUCAAAUGAAACUAAGAAGCAAUCUCUUGUAUGACAAAAAUAUAAUAAUAUGCAGGUAUCUUGAGCAUUGCUUUUUUUCUUUGGCUGCUAGAGUGAACAUCUGUAAUUCAAGUUGUUACCUUUGGUUAUUGACGGUAACAGGUCUGUCUUAGUAAUUUUUUAGAGCCAUACAUUUCUAUGAAGAAAUGUUUCUUGCAAUGCAGAAAAAAGAUGAAUGAAUUAUUAGAAAUUUUCCUCCUUGAUUCAACCAAGGAAACAUGAUUCAAAAAAGAUGGAACCUCUUUGCACAUUUAUAAUGAUGAGAGGGAUAUAAUAACCUCUGAAUUCACUGAUUGGACUGCAAAGAAGAAUAUGAAAUAUAUGAACCUAUUUAUCAUGAAUGUUUGUAGUUGAAUGCAAUUUUGAUAAUAUAUAAUAUGACAUGCAAAAUUUAAUGCAUUUCAAAA
Molecule: messenger RNA, 3099 nt
Organism: Cryptomeria japonica (Japanese cedar)
Lineage: Eukaryota; Viridiplantae; Streptophyta; Pinopsida; Cupressales; Cupressaceae
Product: L-aspartate oxidase 2-a, chloroplastic
Exons: 10
Coding region: 651-2687 (678 amino acids)
Biological process (GO): NAD+ biosynthetic process
Molecular function (GO): L-aspartate oxidase activity
Source: RefSeq, a predicted model, not a curated record